Schizophyllum commune H4-8 is the source of this 1566-nucleotide messenger RNA. RefSeq lists its product as uncharacterized. NCBI's taxonomy places the organism in Eukaryota, Fungi, Basidiomycota, Agaricomycetes, Agaricales, Schizophyllaceae. The record is from RefSeq and is a predicted model, not a curated record. Bases 1 to 1344 code for a protein of 447 amino acids. The transcript is spliced from 8 exons. Gene Ontology annotation, biological process: positive regulation of mitochondrial translation.
AUGAAGCAAGAAGACCCUCGGACACUUUCCAGCGACAAGUCAAGUGACGAACGCUGGAAGUCGAACCAUGGAUUCCCACCAUCACGAGCAAGCCACGCGAAUCUUGCGGCCAAGUCUCCAUCGGCCCGCUUCAUCCGUAACGCCGCGAAGGCGAUCGGCGGCGCGUCUCUGCAAUUGAACCUUGGCUUCGCUCUCAACAUCAUCUUGCGUAUUCUGCUCUCCUUAUCCGACUUUACGCAAUACCCGAGUAGGAACAGUCGACCAUGGAUCCUCUCCUUGAGAGCGUUCACCACGUCCCCAAGAGCGCUGGACCCUGAGGAGAAGCCCCGGAAGCCCAAGGCAGCCACCCCCCUCCGCCGCGCCGCCGCCCAGUCCCUCCCCAUCCGCUCCAACCCGACGCCCACCCGAAGCAGCAUCCAGCCAGUAAACACUCUCACCACCGCCGAACGCUUCGUCCUCUCCCGCCUCCGCUCCCGCCCGCCCACCUCCGAGCAGCUCAUCGCGCUCUACGACUCGUGGUGGGUCCCGCGCUGGACGAACGGCGCGCGCGAGGGCGAGCUCUUCAUCUUCGCGAACGGGAGCAUCGUGGGCUGGGGCCUGGAAGAGGCCGACCUCAAGACCUUCGCCGCGCAGGUCACGAAGCGCGUGCCCGGGCUCGAGGUGAACCCGCUCGCGGAGCCGGAGACGGAGGAGCUCGAGUUCGUGACCGACUCUGCAGAAGACACCCGCCUCCAAGGCGACCUCAUCCUCCUCGGCAAGCCGACCACCUUCAGCAACGAGCACCCGCUGCUCGACACCCUUCCCUCCCCCGUCUACCCGCGCGAGACCCUCCUCGCGCGCUACGCCUUCUCCCAGGCCCUCGCGCGCUCGACCUCCCUCUCCGCCCUCGAGGUGUCCCUCGACGAGUACCUCUCCUCCCUCGCCGCGCUCCCCCUCGCGCUCGAGCGCACGGGCAAGCCGAAUAUGGACCGCAAGACGCUCAUCAAGAAGCUCGGGACGCUGAUGAAGUUCAGGCAGGGCAUCAGCCUGAACCGGGAGAACUACAGCGACGUGCCGGACUUUUACUGGGAGGAGCCGGAGUUGGAGCGCCACUUCAAGUCGCUCAGUGAUGCGCUGGAGAUCAAGGCGAGGACGGACUCGGUCAACGAGAAGAUCACGUACGCCGGCGAGAUGCAAUCCACGCUGCGACAACUCCUCACGGAGAGCUCCGCGCACGACAUGGAGGUCAUCAUCAUCCUGCUCAUCGCCGUUGAGGUCGUCAUCGCCUUCAUACGGGAUGGUCCCGAGCUUUGGGAGAUGCUGACUGGUUCGGGGGAGAAGGAGGCAGAACACAAGACCGCGUAGGGGAAGAGGUUGCCGAUGCUCUCCGGGUUAGGCGCCCAAGUCAAGCGCUCGCAAGAGGUAUUGCCCACUAAUCGGCUAGCGAUCUUCUUGCUUACUUGAGAGCACGUCGCACACGUGUGUGCUUCCCGCCGCCUCCGAGUCCUUGAGGACGACACGCUACUCACAAUAUGCCGCCUAACGGGCUACUCAUCAUACACCCCCUAACGCGCUACUUAUCAUACA